ACUCCCUUACAAUAUACCACAGCUUGCCAAUUCACAUUGAUUCAAGUGUACCAGCCAAAUAUUCUACUUAUGUUCGUUGACUUCACUGUUAAUUUCUAGAUUCAGUUGGCUGGAUAGUGGGGUCCAUGGAACGAAUCCAAUCACGGCCCUGAUCUGUCGCUACUAUUGUAUCACCAUUGACUCAAAAUUGUCUAAGCGAGCGAGUCUGUAAUGGCAGGCCAUUCUUACCUAUCUUAGCUGAACCCAUUCGAAAGUUAGCAUGCUUUUGAACGGACAGAUUAUCCCUUGUCUUCACAAAUCAACAAAGCAGCUACCGAUAUGUACUACCCAAUUAGAUAAUUUUUUUUGGUUUAUCGGUCAGGGAAAUGCCUAAAUUGCAGUUUGUUUAUCUGGCAAUGGGCUUAAGAGACGAGACUAGAAUGACUUAGAACCUCAAGCCGAGCGAAAACAUAUAUUUAUAUCUUAUGGGAUUGAUAUUUGCAGGUGUUAUAAAGGAAAUUACUAAAUUAGUAUAGUAAAUGAAUUUUUUUCUCGACAUGGUCUUAUAAAUUUUUGGCAAUGCCUGUAGGUUAGGUAAGUUUAGACAAUUUUUAAGUCCAUUGUGAUAGCACAGUAGCGAAAGAACAAGGCUUCUGGCGGGAAUCGAACCCACGAUCCCUGCACUGUUAAUCCAAGCACGCUUCAUACUCGGCUACCGGGGCGCCCAUGGUAAUGCCUUUAUUUGUAAAAGUUUUAAAAACGUAUUCGAUUAAAACUCCAUUAGAUAUCCUUUGCAGCUCCCGUAGAACAUUUUUUUAGCACUCAUUUUCAAGGUUCUUUGCUUUCCACCAAAGAGAAAGUUGCUUUCUCUUUUUUUUUGUUUUCCAUAAUUAUUAUCGCCACUUGAAAUACGCUUGAAGUUGAAGUCGAAAGGAUCUCGGUCGUCUUUUAAGUGUCAAAAGACACGCGUCAUCCUCAUAUGAGGCCUAUAUUAUGCUACAUAGAAUAUGAAGAACAAUGGGCGAAAUGAUACGGCACAUUUGGCUUGUGUAAACAAAUCCUUUAGAUUUACAAUAAACAUAAAUGUCGAACAUGACCUUAACAUUAACAGCCCCGAGAUUAGUUAGUUAAUCUUUGACAGAGGGAUUUAAGUUUACUACUGCGGCUAGCAACAGCGGCGGCCGCAGGUAGGGUGUGCAGGUCAAUGGCGAUGUGUAUGAACCGAACAGAGCACAGAGAAACUCGAUUUAUAUCCUUUUCUUUGUUAAAACUCAAGGAAUUGAGUGUGUCAAAAUCAACGCAAAAAGCCAAAAUUCAAAUCACGACCUGUUGUAGACAUAACAUACUACCUACAUACACAUAUAUGUACAAGACUGACGGACAAAGAAGACAGUCAGCUAUGAUGCCAUUGUUGCGAAGAUUGUAUUAAGCUCUUUAUAUCACAGCUCUCAUGAGGUAUGCUUGAUAUUUGACGUUCGUUGUUCUCUCACAAUCGUCUCUGUGUAUCUGCAUGCCCCUGAGUUUUGUGUUUGCCAUGAUGCUUGCGCUUGACUGUUUGUUGUUUGGCGCUGUUGUCGAUUGGGUUUUGGUGUUGUUCCUGCCUGGCCGUGUAGCAUUUUUGUCACCACAGUUUAUUUUGUGCCAUUGACGGGGUUGGACGUGCUGCUAGCGUGAGCGUCUAUUGUGUGAAUGACCGUGUUUUGCUGUUGUCCCGUUUCUCGAUUAUCACCGCGAUUAAGUGAACAACAGCAUUAACAUGGAGGACCCCAAUCGGAUGAUGGCCCAUACGGGUGGUAUGAUGGCCCCACAAGGUUAUGGUAUGCCUGGACAGGAUGAUGGCCAAAAUCCCGGCAAUGAAAAUGAGGUGCGCAAACAAAAGGAUAUUGGUGAAAUUCUACAACAGAUUAUGAGUAUUUCGGAGCAGUCAUUAGAUGAGGCACAAGCUCGAAAACAUACAUUAAAUUGUCAUCGCAUGAAACCGGCUUUGUUUUCAGUGCUGUGUGAAAUUAAGGAAAAAACCGUCCUCUCCAUUCGCAAUACCCAAGAGGAGGAACCUCCAGAUCCACAAUUGAUGCGUUUGGACAACAUGCUCAUCGCCGAGGGUGUUGCUGGCCCCGAAAAAGGUGGUGGUGGGGCUGCUGCUGCUUCGGCGGCUGCAGCUAGUCAAGUAGGCUCUUCACUCUCAAUAGAUGGCGCCGACAAUGCCAUUGAGCAUUCAGACUAUCGUGCCAAAUUAGCACAGAUUCGCCAGAUCUACCAUCAGGAAUUGGAGAAAUAUGAACAGGCGUGCAAUGAAUUCACCACACACGUUAUGAAUCUGUUGCGUGAACAGAGUCGUACAAGGCCCAUUACUCCCAAAGAGAUUGAGCGUAUGGUACAAAUUAUCCACAAGAAAUUCAGUUCCAUUCAAAUGCAAUUGAAACAGUCAACCUGUGAGGCCGUCAUGAUUUUGCGUUCUCGGUUCCUAGACGCACGUCGCAAACGUCGUAACUUUAGCAAACAGGCAUCAGAAAUACUCAACGAGUAUUUCUAUAGUCACUUGAGUAAUCCCUAUCCAUCCGAGGAGGCCAAAGAGGAAUUGGCACGUAAAUGUGGCAUAACUGUCUCGCAAGUUUCGAAUUGGUUUGGCAAUAAACGCAUUCGCUAUAAGAAGAACAUAGGCAAGGCCCAAGAGGAAGCAAAUCUGUAUGCAGCUAAGAAGGCAGCCGGUGCAUCUCCCUAUUCCAUGGCAGGACCUCCCAGCGGCACAACGACACCGAUGAUGUCACCAGCACCUCCCCAAGACUCCAUGGGCUAUUCCAUGGGCUCGGGUGGCUAUGAUCAACAGCAGCCGUAUGACAAUAGCAUGGGCGGCUACGAUCCCACCCUGCACCAGGAUCUUAGCCCUUGAGGACGUUAUUUUGAUAACAAAUACUAGAGAGUACUUCAAAUAGUUCUCACACAAACCAUUUUCUAAACUAACGCACUUUGUUUUUUAGUAUUUUUUUUUAACAUUAUUUCUAAAACUUCUUUACUUAAAAUUCGUGCUUUUUUAAAGUGUCGUAAUUAUUAUUAUACUUUAGUAGGUGUAUUAUUUUUCUUAAAUAAUUAUUGUUUCUCUUACUUUUAUUCCCCCUUUCCCUAGCCGCCCCCUCAUUCACUUUUUAUUUGGGUUUAGUUUAUAGCAAUUAGUAUUUAAGUGUAAUGGAAGAUUAGCUUAAAAGGAUCCUUGAAGGUUCUUGGUCCUUGAGCUCUUCUUCUAAAACUGCAAUAGUUUUCUUAUUUUUGCUUUUUUUUUGCUGCUAAGUUAAAAUUUUUUGCGUUUUUCAAUUUUCUAAUAGAUAAGAAGUAAAGGCCGCAUAUACGUAAUGUAUUUUCCAUUUUUUUGGUAUUUACUAAUUUUAGAUUUAGAGUCUAUAACGAAACAAAACCAAACCAAGUAUACUUGAGAAAUUUUGAAACCGUAUGUAUACUACUAAAAAGCUAAAAAAGCAUAAUUUUGAGCUAUUCGAAUACAAAAUCAAAGUAAUCCACAAACAGCAACACACACACACACAGUUAUACGAGAGAAAAAAAAAAGCAAAAAUCAGAAAACGUUAAACUUUUGAAAUGUAUACGAAAUAAAUUAAAUUUAAUUUUCAUUUUGCAAAACAAAAUUAAAUAAAUGCAAAAAUGUAACAACAACAGCAAGUGAAUACCACAUCUGCAACACAUAUAUUUAUACGAAGGUAUCCCUUUCCCUUUGUUCACAUGAAGAAAAGGCAGCCGAACCCAACAGAUAGAUUACCACAGUUUACCCUGCCCACAACACUACAUUCAAUGUAUACUGAAGAACAAUAUACGAGCAUACUAAAAAGCCGAGAUCAAAUUCUCAUUAAAUGCAAAAUCGAAACAAAAUACUUAAAGAAAGUAAAAAGUGUAUACCAAGUCUUGAACUAUAAAUAUUAUAUACAAAUACAAAAAUAAUACUAAAAAAAGGAAAUAAAAUAAUUUACUUGAUAUAGUGGUAAACUUCUAUAUAUAAAACUACAAUAUUGAUGCAAUAUUUUUUAGAUUAAAAAUAAAGCUAAGGCUCUACUUCCCCACCCUGCAAUCCACAAUGAAAACAUAAAAUUCAAGCAAAUCUUCAAGGAAAAUCAUAAGAAAAAAAGUUUAAGGCCCUACUCUCCCCCUUCUCUCCAAAUAGCAUCCAUAUUAAGUUUGUUCUACUUAAGUUGUAUAUUAAAAUGUUAACAUAAAAAUUAACAAAAAGCAAAUUCAAGUAUACGAGCAAAUGAAAAUAUUUAAAUAAUAAAAACGUUUCUUUUAUAGUAACAUACCAUGUACUACUAACAUCGAACAAAAAGCGACUAGUGGCAAUUUCGUUUGAGUUUAAGUUAAAAAAAAAUAAAUUUUAUUCCCAAACUACUCAUAACAAUAACCGUGAACAAAUAACAAAUCAAUCACUUGAUACUCCCCCCUAGAAUUCAAAAUAGAUUUGAGAUUCAAUCAUUUCAAUUAGUCAACAACUAAAACCUAUAUAGAAGCAAGCAUCAAUCACAACCGAAGAAACCAUGGAAGUAUUUCCCAAAAAUCCAGUUUGAAAUAUUUCCUCUUAAUGUCUGUCAUCUCCCUGAAUAUUUAAAAAUUCAAGAAAGAAAUAAGAAGUUGAAGUUUAAGACCUAUAAAUAAAUAAAUACGAUUAUUUUAAAAAUACUAUACAAACAACAAAAAACCGAAAACUUAAUAAAAAGAAUGUGGCAAAAAAAAUAUACAAAAUAUAA
Messenger RNA from Stomoxys calcitrans (stable fly), 4721 nucleotides. It is a transcript of the gene exd, whose product is annotated as homeobox protein extradenticle. Bases 1736 to 2869 code for a protein of 377 amino acids. Lineage: Eukaryota; Metazoa; Arthropoda; Insecta; Diptera; Muscidae. The transcript is spliced from 6 exons. Gene Ontology annotation, biological process: embryonic organ development; regulation of transcription by RNA polymerase II; animal organ morphogenesis. Gene Ontology annotation, molecular function: DNA-binding transcription factor activity, RNA polymerase II-specific; RNA polymerase II cis-regulatory region sequence-specific DNA binding. Gene Ontology annotation, cellular component: nucleus. The record is from RefSeq and is a predicted model, not a curated record.